AUGGUUUUGGUUAUUUUAGACACACCACUUUGGCGAAACGGACCACCCGAGAAACCAGUUUUGUGCAAUGCUUGUGGUUCAAGGUACAGAUUAGGGAAACCCCUGGAAAACUAUAUACCCAAGAGUACUCUUCAAAUUAUUCAAAAGAAGAAACGGAAAGCAGUGCCUAAAUCAAUUGUGACUAACAAUGGCAAUGCCUCCUAUUCAUCAUCCGCCAUGGGAGAUUAUGCAAGUUCUGAGUCUUCAACUGCACAUAAUCUCAACUUUUGCUCUAUAAAACAAGAGAAUCUAGAUGAUGAUUUUCAUCCAGUUGAAGAUUUGGGAAGUUCAUGGAGAAAUCAUUCAAGGAAAAGGUCAGCAGUUGUUUACAAUAGUCUUACAACAAUCCAAAAACUUGAAAGGGACCUUCAGAAAAUUCUAAGACAUGAACCACAUCUUUUCAAUGGAGUUGAAUCUCAAGAUGAUGUGCUGAUUUAUAACGUUAACAUCAACAACCUCCAAAUUCCUUCAAAAGAAAUUGGUCUUGGUACCAUUCUUCUCAAUGAUUUCCCUGUUUCUUCUCCUCCUUCUUCCCAUCAUCAAGAUGAGCAGGAAAUUGAAGUUUCGCCCCCAAAUCACGCUCCGACAGCUCCUUCCUAUCCGUAA
Messenger RNA from Gossypium raimondii (Peruvian cotton), 645 nucleotides. Its product is annotated as GATA transcription factor 26. The record is from RefSeq and is a predicted model, not a curated record. Lineage: Eukaryota; Viridiplantae; Streptophyta; Magnoliopsida; Malvales; Malvaceae. Gene Ontology annotation, molecular function: zinc ion binding; sequence-specific DNA binding. Gene Ontology annotation, biological process: regulation of DNA-templated transcription. Bases 1 to 645 code for a protein of 214 amino acids. The transcript is spliced from 2 exons.